This is a messenger RNA of Erythranthe guttata (spotted monkey flower), 3301 nucleotides long. It is a transcript of the gene ORP1D, whose product is annotated as OSBP(oxysterol binding protein)-related protein 1D. The record is from RefSeq and is a predicted model, not a curated record. Gene Ontology annotation, molecular function: sterol binding. Gene Ontology annotation, cellular component: cytosol; membrane. Lineage: Eukaryota; Viridiplantae; Streptophyta; Magnoliopsida; Lamiales; Phrymaceae.
AAAAACCCAAAAGUAAAUUUUCCAAAUUUCCCAAAACACCCUCCAAGUCAACAUCACAAGUCAACUUUCAUGAAAACGAACACUGUCAGCCACCUGCAAACCCAUUUAUGUCAUUUUCCAUAGCCACACUAGCAAAAAUUCCAGUGUGAUUCACUCCACCUUUGCUAAACAGCACCAGCACCAGCACCGCGCACGUUAGCCUGUCUGCGCAAUCAUUACGCCUUUUGUUACCAUGCAUUUAAAUCCCCCCUCUGCUUAACCUACGCCACCCCCUCCUCUCUCUCUCUCUCUCUCUCUCACUCUGACACCACUACCAUUAAUUGGAUCUGCAACUCUACAACUCGCCUAUACAUACACCCCCAUUCUGUAUCUAUACCCGAUCCGUGACUGUUCAUUAUUAUAUAUAGAUAUAUAUAUAAUUAUAUAUAUACAUACACUCUAAUUAACUGGCGCUGGGAGUUAUCAUAUGAAACAUCUUCAGAAUUAUCGCCCGAUCGAUAACCGAUUGGGUUUGGAAAUCGUAGGGUUUUCCGGCUCAAAUACGCCGUCGUUUCGGAGAUCGGAGUCGAAUUCCGGCCGCAUUUUCUCUCGGUGAAGCAUGAAUCCGCUGUGCUGCAUUGCUCCGGUGUCGGCGGAGAAGGAUCGAGCUGUGGUGAGGUCGGAAACGCACAGUCAGGAGCUUGUGUUCGGUGGUGGCUUCGGUGAGGAGAGCGUGGGAUUUAACAGCAGUAGCAAUGUGAUUCUGAGGCCAGUGAGUUUCAAUUCGAGGAAGAGUUCGUCGACAAACGCCGGUGGUGGCGGCGGCGGAGGAGGUGAUUUGCAGGGUGAGAAAUGCGAGGAGAACGACGAUGUGAAAGCUGUGGUUGGGAUUUUGUAUAAAUGGGUUAAUUAUGGGAAGGGAUGGAGGGAGAGGUGGUUCGUGCUGGAAGAUGGCGUGCUGUCGUAUUAUAAGGUGCACGGCCCUGAUAAAAUUGUCGUGAGCUCGGGUAGGGAGAAGGGGGUGAGGGUGAUUGGGCAAGAAAGCUGGAGAUAUAUGAGGAAGGGUAGUAGUGGGAAUGGCAGCGGCGGUGGGAAUGCUCUUAGGGUGAACGGUGUUGGGCUGGGGAAGCAGUGGAAGCCAUUUGGGAAGAUACACUUGAAGGUUUCUUCAGUACGGGCCAGCAAGUCAGAUGAUAAAAGACUUUCCAUAUUCACAGGAACAAAAACUCUCCACUUGCGUUGUCAAUCCAAAGAGGACAGAGCUUCCUGGAUAGAGGCUCUUUUGGUUGCUAAAGAUAAAUUCCCUAGAUUAUUGACAAGCAGUGACUUAGCACCUUCUGAAGACUUUGUGGUUUCAACAGAGAAGCUACGGUCGCGGUUAAUCCAGGAAGGCAUUAGUGAGACUAUAGUAAAAGACUGUGAGUCUAUAGUUAUAGGUGAAUUUGCUGAGAUGCAGAACCAAUUGAAGACUAUUCAACUCAAACACAUCUUGCUGCUGGACACAUUAAGAAGACUGGAGACAGAGAAGAUAGAAUUGGAAACAACUGUAGUUGAUGAAACAAAGGGACGGGAUUCUUGCUGUGGACAGGGAAAUAGAAGGUUCAGUGAUUUCUAUUCAGUCAUGUCUGAAGGUAGUGCUAGUGACUCGGAUGGAGAUAAUGGAAGUCGAUAUGGAGUAGAUGUUGAAACAGAUGAUGAGGAUGGAAUCUUUUUUGAUACAAAUGACUUUUUAUCUGCCGAAUCUCUGAGAAGUGCUUCCUAUCGAAGUAGAGAUAAUCCAAUGUAUGCUUAUAGCCCCUGGACUAAUGAAAAAGAAACUUCUUUUUCUGGUCAUUUAAGAGAAGUUGGAAUCGAUGUAAAUGCAAUUGAAUUUCCAUACAUCAAUAGAAGGGACAAUUUACCAGAACCUAAGGAGAAAGAGAAGCCAGUUGGGCUUUGGUCAAUUAUUAAAGAUAACAUUGGCAAGGACUUGUCAGGUGUUUGUCUUCCUGUCUACUUCAAUGAGCCUCUGUCCUCUCUGCAGAAAUGCUUUGAAGACUUGGAGUACUCAAAUCUUGUUGACGGAGCCUUAGAAUGGGGAAAACAGGGAAAUGAUUUGAUGAGAAUUCUUAAUGUAGCAGCUUUUGCAGUGUCUGGUUACGCAUCAACAGAAGGCCGGCAAUGUAAACCCUUCAAUCCUCUCCUAGGUGAAACCUACGAGGCCGAUUAUCCGGAUAAGGGUUUACGAUUCUUCUCUGAAAAGGUUAGUCAUCAUCCAAUGGUUGUUGCCUGCCAUUGUGAGGGCAGAGGUUGGAAUUUUUGGGCAGAUUCUAACCUUAAAGGCAAGUUCUGGGGCCGUUCCAUUCAGCUUGAUCCUGUGGGGGUUCUUACUCUUCAGUUUGAAGAUGGGGAGACAUUUCAGUGGAGCAAGGUCACUACUUCUAUAUACAAUAUCAUUAUUGGUAAAAUCUAUUGUGAUCAUUAUGGCACCAUGCGCAUAAAAGGCAGUGGUACUUACUCUUGCAAGCUUAAAUUCAAGGAGCAGUCUAUCAUAGACCGAAACCCUCAUCAGGUACAUGGAUUUGUGCAAGACAAUAGAACUGGGGAGAAAGUCGCAGUUUUGCUAGGGAAGUGGGAUGAAGCAAUGUAUUAUGUGAUGGGAGAUCCAACUACAAAACCGAAGGGAUACGAUCCAAUGACAGAAGCUGUGCUACUGUGGGAAAGAGAUAAAUCUGUCACCAAGACAAGAUAUAAUCUCACACCAUUUGCAAUAUCUUUAAAUGAAUUGACACCUGGUUUACGGGAUAAGCUGCCACCAACCGACUCUAGAUUGAGACCCGAUCAAAGGCAUUUGGAGAAUGGAGAAUAUGAGCUGGCAAAUGCAGAGAAGCUAAGACUUGAACAAUUGCAGAGACAGGCGCGAAAAUUGCAAGACAGAGGGUGGCAGCCAAGAUGGUUCCGGAAGGAUGAGGAAGGUUGUUACAGUUACAAGGGUGGAUAUUGGGAGGCAAGAGAGAAGCAUAACUGGGAAGAAAUUCCCGAUAUAUUUGGACAGCCUUGUGAUUUCCCAGCCUGUGUAUCCGAGGAGUGAAGAAGCUCACUCAGUUUCCACAAUUUUACGGAAUCGAGAAACCUUUGUCCUUUAAAAGAAUGAUGUUGUUGACCACCAAAAUUCGGCACUUAAGAAAAAGGACAAAUUAAACCCAGAGGUAGUUGUUAGUUAAAAUUGACUAUAUCCUAGUAAUAUGUUUGUACUUUUCUGUGGCAAAAGACAUAUAUGGGAAGAAGUGUUUAUGUACUUGAUACAAUUUUCUUCCAAUUACAAAGCGAAAACUUUUGCAAU